AUGUCUUAUGAUCAACUCUCCUCGCUCGAAGCGGGCCGAUCAGGUCGCCAGGGCAACUACUCCGACGACCCCGAGUUCAAGCAGCUCCAAUCGCAGCUGACGAACAAGAUCUUCAACCUGCGGCGCAACAUCCAGCAGCUGACGUCUGAUGUCAAUAUUCUCGGCACGAAGCGCGACACCGCUCGAGUGAGAGAAAGAGUUCAUGAUCACCUAGAUAAGACACGGGACCUAUGCAAGGAGAUUGGAGAUGGAGUGAAGAAGCUACAGACCUGGGACGACUUGACGAAACAACAAAAGUAUGACCAGUCUAGGGUCUCGACGGACUUCCAGAAUGCCCUCCAAGAAUUCCAAGACAUCCAGCGCAAGGCCCUUGAGAAGCAGCGUGCAUCGGUCACAGCUGCGCGCGCGGCGCAAGACGGGGAGGGAGCAGACGCCUCGGCUGGCACCGAAGACCGUCUCGAGCAACAGCAGCAGCAGGAAGCCAUCCGAUUAGCAUCUCAGGACGAGGUGGACUUUCAGGAGGCGCUCAUCAUCGAGCGCGAGGAGGAGAUCCGCAACAUUGAGCAAGGUGUUGGCGACUUGAAUGUUCUAUUCAGACAGGUGGCGCAGAUUGUAUCCGAGCAGGGCGAACAGCUGACGUCGAUCGCGGACAACGUGGAAGAUGUGCGAGACGACACCCGAGGCGCCCAGGUUGAGCUCCGACAGGCGGCAAGACAUCAAAAGGCUGCGCGCAACAAGGGCUGCUGCCUCUUACUGAUUCUGGCUGUCAUCCUCACCAUCGUUCUUCUCGCCGUUUUCCUUGACUAG
Molecule: messenger RNA, 807 nt
Organism: Colletotrichum siamense
Lineage: Eukaryota; Fungi; Ascomycota; Sordariomycetes; Glomerellales; Glomerellaceae
Gene: pep12
Product: Syntaxin pep12
Exons: 2
Coding region: 1-807 (268 amino acids)
Biological process (GO): intracellular protein transport; Golgi to vacuole transport; vesicle fusion
Cellular component (GO): SNARE complex; endomembrane system; membrane
Molecular function (GO): SNAP receptor activity; SNARE binding
Source: RefSeq, a predicted model, not a curated record